CCAUCACACUUCACUGGGAUUUGUUUUUGGUGGACUGGUGUUAUCUAGUGGACUUCGUGUUGAAAAGUACUGGUGCAAACCUGGAGUGUGACCAUACCUGGCCUUACAUCUCAUCACUACCACACAGACGUAAUUGCGCCGUUUUGGCCUGGCCAAUCUCCCUUAGUGUGUCACGGCCAUCUUUUUGAUUGGUAGAAGUAGAAGAAGAAGAAGACCUUCCUUGUGGCUAAUGGCCAUUCUCCAUGGGAAGAAGAAGAGGAAGACCUGUGCUGUCGCGAGCUCCGUACUGCGUCCUGCACCGCUGUUACAUUCUACUCGAGUGAUCCGCAACGUCAGCGACACGCCAAUGGGCGUAUGUAUCGGAUUCAUCGCACAUAACUGGCGAAGAGUCUUGGCCUUCGUGACACCAAUUGCCCUGUCUCCCGUAUUCCUCAUCAGCGACGGCAAGGAAAUGCGCUGUUUUUACGGCAUUCUCAUCAUAGUAAUAUUCUGGAUAUUCGAACUGCUGCCUGUCUCAGUCACCUCUUUGCUGCCUGUGUUCAUCUUUCCCGCGCUUGGUGUCAUGACAACGGCGCAAUCCACAGCUCCCUACAUGAAGGAUGUAGUCAUGUUGCUGCUGGCUGCUAUGAUUAUGGCCGUGGCUGUGGACCAUUGCAACCUGCACUACAGGAUCGCCCUUCGUAUACUGCUGCUGAUUGGGACAAGCACCAUGCGCGUCUUUCUUGGCUUCAUGUUGGCGACAGUCUUCAUAUCCAUGUGGCUUCAGAACACCGCCACUGUAAUCAUAUUCAUUCCAAUCGCGGAUGCGAUCUGUUCUGAAAUUGGGAGGCGACAGAAUGAUGAUGAUGAAUCUGUUGCUGGCGAUGACACAUGCCUUUACAGAAAGGACGAGCAAAUAGUGGCAGCGAAUCCUUUGCGUAUACCUGUUUUCGAGUUCGUCAAACCUCUGCAGAAUGCCGGCCGAUGUCCGUGCCGAUCCACUUCUACUGACUACACAUUUUCAAGCAGGUCUCCGGAACACUCGCAGCUCCGGAAUGCAAUGCUGCUAGCUGUGGCAUAUGCGACCAGUAUUGGAGGCACAGGAUGUAUUCUUGGAACAUUACCAAACUACGUGCUUUUGGGCUUGGUUGAAGAACAAUACCCUGACCAGACUGUCCUGUCCUUCGCCACUUGGAUGAUGUACAACGUGCCACCUAUGCUUGUUUGCACCGUGUUCGCGUGGCUGUACGUGUACUACGUACUCGUGCCUCGUAGGUACCACGCUUGCGGGACGGAUGUAGCCAGCCUCCGCUCCGCCAUCUCGAGGCAAUGCGACGACCUAGGACGCAUGUCAUUUCAAGAGGGUGCCGUGCUGGCCAUCUUCGCUGGAACAAUGACAGCGCCGUUCUUCCGCGAUCCCCGUUUGCUGAGCGGGUGGCCUUCGCGUGUUCUUGUUGAUGCCAAGAUUCGUGACGCCACGCCGACCAUGUUAGGUGCGUGUCUUCUCUUCCUCGUGCCAGCGAGACCGACGAAAGAUUUUUCUGGUCCUGCACUGAUGGAUUGGCCCUCGAUUCAGCGAGAAAUCCCUUGGGGUGUAUUGCUGCUCGUGGGAGGAAGCCUCAGCAUAGCAGCUGCUUGUGAAGCUUCUGGACUGCCAGCGAUGAUUGCCUCAUACUUUCCAAUACUGGCUCGCAUGCCCAAUAUUCUAUUAGUAACCACAAUGUCGGUGCUGGCCUCCGUCAUCACUGAAGUGGCAAGUAAUACAGCUACCGCCAGUAUUAUGCUUCCUAUUUCUAGUUACCUGGCUCGAGCUAAUCAAAUUCAUCCUUUGUACUUAAUGAUACCCAUAACAGUAGCUGCUUCCUUCUCGUUCAUGCUGCCAAUGGGAACGGCUUCGAAUGCACUUGUGUAUCAGCACGGCCGGAUUAGCAUUUAUAAAAUGGUUCGCUCUGGGUUUACUAUUUGCUGCGGGUGCCUAGCCAUUGAGCUGUUUUGCAUCACUACAUUUGGAACUUGGAUCUUCGAUCUGCACAGAUUUCCGCCUUGGGCUGACAUCCACAAUUCCACGUCACCGUUACUUGACGACUAACAUUCAAUUACGAUACGACUAACAUUCAAUUACGUUUGAUAUUACGAAUAAGGAUAAAUGUGUUCCAGUCAACAAUAUGUCUGUUCGCGAUUCGAACACGCUUUCCAGCAAAUCAGUCUUGGGAAACGUAUGGGACCGUUUUGUGCUUUUAGUUUAAGUUCUUUUUAUUUAGUAUGCGGGGACGUGCAAUCACUACUCGCAGACGACGGUGGUUCGUCUCUAUGGCUACGACCGCUGAAAGCUCGUUCCUGAUUGGCUACCACUACUGACAACAUGAUCCUGAUUGGCUGACUCUUAGUUCGUACGUCACGUAGACGAGAAAGCCAGCUUUCUCUUUUUAAAUGUGGUGUUCGUUAGAAGAGCCGAAAAGGCAUGACGUUGAACACGUCGCUGGUGUAAAUACGUUCAUGUUAUACGUAUUAUCUUUGUCAUUGCAAGCAGACGACAGCUAUAUAGCGUGAAAAGCGAGAAUGCAACCGCUUCGCUGUCUCCUCAAACUCCCGUAUCCAAAGCUCGCGCGUCGAAUUCUGACCCAUAGUGAGAACACGGACAUUUUCAAUUCGACAGCGUCCUUUGUAGUACGUGAGUUGGAUGCGAGGCACGUGACUCUCUAUUCACUACACAGAAGGCUCUGCGAACUCUCUUCAUUCGCGUACACGGUGCUUGCCGAUUUUUCUGUUUAUAAGUUUAGAGAAAAUAAGAAAAAAAAAAGGUAUACGUUUGGAUUUCGAACGUCGCGUUUGAGUAUUCCGCACAAGUCCGACUGCACCGGGUAUGAAGGUAUGGCACUUAAAACCGUGCGCUCAGCGCAGUGAGGCAGUCCGCCAGAAAAGGAUCGAACUUCGUGAGUGAAUAGUCGGACGGGUUAUUGCUUUAAGAAGGGAAUAUAUAGAGGAUACGUGAGGGGAGGAACAGAAGCACGUACGCUGUGCAUCCAACCAAUCUAUGCGAUUUUACGCUCGUUGAAAGGGAACCUUUCUAGAAUGACCUUCGUCUACUUGUCGCUUCGUACACUCUUCGAACAGGUCUCCAUGACGUAAUAUAUACUGAGGCCAAAUCGUUGCACAGAACGACACCGCUACCGCUCCUGUGAUUUGUGGAAAGUAGCUGGGCGUACGCCUUUUUUGUGACAGUUAACAUAAUUGUCACGAAAAGCGUGACAAAUAACCGUAAUAAAGUCACGUGUCAUGUCACAUAAAUGUCCUAAUAAAGGGAAUAAUGGAUACAUGCAAACAUUUACUGGAAGUCGUUUGCACUUGCUCUUGUCCUUCCUGUACGAUAUGCAUCUCAAAAGAAACAAAAAUGCAAGUAUGGUUU
Ornithodoros turicata is the source of this 3385-nucleotide messenger RNA. Its product is annotated as Na(+)/citrate cotransporter-like. The record is from RefSeq and is a predicted model, not a curated record. Lineage: Eukaryota; Metazoa; Arthropoda; Arachnida; Ixodida; Argasidae. The transcript is spliced from 15 exons. Gene Ontology annotation, molecular function: citrate transmembrane transporter activity; succinate transmembrane transporter activity. The coding region runs from base 230 to 2068 and encodes 612 amino acids. Gene Ontology annotation, biological process: citrate transport; transmembrane transport. Gene Ontology annotation, cellular component: membrane.